UGGCUGGGCGGACUUCUUGGAGUGGGAGAGUCCAUCGCGUCCAGCAAGUCCAGCGUGGUCAAAACGACAGACCGACCGAACCCUCAAUGUCUUGUGCGAGCUGAGUUCGAUCACGCUUCUCUGGGUGUCCACAACCUUGCGCCAGCCACUUUUGAGAGUGGACCUCUCUUCUUUUCGCCUUCGGGUUCGCCCGUGCCUCCGGUUUCGAACAGCGCUUCGCAGCCUGUGGAAGGGUGACCCUUUAACAACCAAGCCGCCUGCCGCGAACUCCCUUUCGCACCUUUGACUUAGGUUGAGAAUCGCUCUCGGUACUGGCUCUCGCAUUUUAGUGUCCCGCCUCAUACGCUACCAUGCUGGUCCGCCUGUCGACGCUGGCGUUCGCCGCCGGCAUCUUGUCGACGCCGUCACUGGUGACUGCCCUGUCGCCAUCCGACAUACCUCCCGAUACCCCCGUUUCCAAACUGCUGGCAUCGGCCCAGAGCCACCUAUCCAAGGGUGAAACUGGCGAUGCCCUCGUAUACUACGACGUGGCCAUCGCCCGAGAUCCCACCAACUACCUGACCUUCUUCAAGCGCGCGACGACCUACCUCUCGCUGGGGCGCACCUCGCAAGCUACCGAUGACUUCGAAAAGGUGCUGUCGUUGAAGCCCGGGUUCGAGGGUGCCCAUGUCCAGUUGGGCAAGCUGAAGGCGCGCGCUGGUGAUUGGGAUGGCGCGAAGGAACACUACCAAAAGGCGAAGAAAACGGAGGAGCUCGCGAGUCUUGAGGAGGCCAAGGGGGCGGCAAGGCUCGCUGAGGCCGCCGCGCAGGCGGAGAACUGGGAAGAGUGCAUCAAGCAGGCUGACGACGCCAUCCUGACCGCCAAUCGCGCCCUGUCGUUGCGGGAGCUGCGUGCGAGGUGCUUGUUUGAGCGAGGUGCUGUCGAGCGAGGCAUUGGCGAUCUCCAGCAUAUCUUGCAGAUGAAGCCCGGUGACACGUCACCCCACGUCAAGAUCUCGGCCAUUCAAUUCUAUGUGCUGGGCCAGUUACAAGAGGGGUUGGCGUCUAUUCGGAAGUGUCUGCACUCCGACCCCGAGUCCAAGGAGUGCAAACGGUUCCUGAAGGUCGGGAAGCUCGUCGAGAAGGGGGUGCAAAAGGCAGCAAAAGCUCUUGAAAAGAACCAGCACAUGACGGCGGUGCGGUCGCUCGUGCCAACAGCGGACGGAGAAGGCUUAAUCAAGGAGGUCAAAGAUGAGGUCAAGGUAUUGAGAGCAGACGGGACGAUACCCAAGUCGGCGGGCAAUGCCCUAGUGGCGAGGUUGGUCGGGAUGGCUUGCCAUGCAUACUACGAGUCGAACAGCAAGAAGGCAAAGGAGUACUGCGAAGAAGCGCUCCAAGAAGAUGAGAACUCGUUCUACGGCCUACUUUACCGCGCGAAGCACCUUAUGGAUGCGGACGAAUUCGAAGCCAGCAUCAACACCCUCCGCAAAGCCGCCGAAGCGCACCCUGGCAAGGACGACAUCAUCAACCCGCUCAUGCAAAAGGCCCAGGUCGCGCUCAAGCGCAGCAAGACAAAGGAUUACUACAAGGUCCUCGGCGUCAGCCACGACGCCGACGAGCGCCAAAUCAAGGCUGCCUACCGCAAGCUGUCCAAGCUGCACCACCCGGACAAAGCCGUCAAGCAGGGGCUCACCAAGGAGGAGGCCGAGAAGAAGAUGGCGGCCAUCAAUGAGGCAUACGAGGUGCUUAGCAACCCCGAGCUGCGCGCCCGCUUCGACCGCGGCGACGACCCCAACUCGAACGAGCAGCCGCAGUUCCACGGGAACCCGUUCGGACAUGGACAUCCGUUCAUGUUCCAGCAGGGUGGCGGCGGCGGCCCACAGUUCCAGUUCAAGUUUGGUGGUUCUGGGUUUCCGUUCGGGAUGUAAAUAUCUAGCGUUUCUCGUCGCAUUUUUCCUUUGGCAUCGGCGCAAGGAGUUUUAGGUGUUUUUGCAUGGAGAGGCGUCGAUGACAGGCAGCACACGCAUGCACCAUCCGGUCGGGCAGGGUUGGAUUGGACUCUU
This is a messenger RNA of Thermothielavioides terrestris NRRL 8126, 2042 nucleotides long. RefSeq lists its product as uncharacterized. Gene Ontology annotation, molecular function: protein-folding chaperone binding; misfolded protein binding. NCBI's taxonomy places the organism in Eukaryota, Fungi, Ascomycota, Sordariomycetes, Sordariales, Chaetomiaceae. The record is from RefSeq and is a predicted model, not a curated record. Bases 351 to 1907 code for a protein of 518 amino acids. Gene Ontology annotation, cellular component: endoplasmic reticulum. The transcript is spliced from 2 exons. Gene Ontology annotation, biological process: protein folding in endoplasmic reticulum.